CUUGGACAGGUACGAAUCCUGUCACUCUCACACUUUGGAUUGUGUUUGACAGCGCUGGGACCAGGGGUCGGACAAUUUAACGAGUCACAAAGUCACGUCUAAAAAAUGAAACUGGAAGUUUUUUGUGGGGGUCACUACGACUCAAAGCCCGUGGAGCUGUGCAGCGACGCCGAGGGCAGUAUCCCGUCCCCGCUGUCCGCGGAGGAGGAGCUGGGCUCGGAUGGAGACUGCGUUGCGCACAGUCCGCCACCUGUUACUCCGUGCGCGGACAGCAAAGGCAAGCCCUACACGCGGAGACCCAAACCGCCGUACUCCUACAUCGCUCUGAUCGCCAUGGCCAUCCGUGACUCGAAGUCGGGUCGACUGACUCUCGCCGAAAUCAACGACUACCUCAUGAAAAAGUUCCCGUUUUUUCGAGGCAGCUAUACGGGAUGGAGAAACUCCGUGCGCCACAAUCUGUCUCUGAACGACUGCUUUCUGAAGGUGCUGCGGGAUCCCUCCAGACCGUGGGGCAAGGACAACUACUGGAUGCUGAACCCGCACAGCGAGUACACCUUUGCGGAUGGAGUGUUUCGGCGGAGGAGAAAGCGCAUCAACAAAAAAGCCGGCAAAGAGCCAGAGGGGCCGAGCCAAGCUGCUAUAGUGGACACUACGCCUCCUUCCAGUUCCAAGUUCACGAGCUCCUUCGCCAUCGACAGCAUCCUCAGUCGACCUUAUAGGAAAGAGGAACGCCCUGCUCUCCAAACUGACACCUGGCUAGGGGGAGUGGAGAUGCCCCCUUAUGUCAUGCGUGGCUCCCCUGUCACUCUCCCGCACGUGCUUCGAUCCUACGGGGCACCCGAGGACCCUGCCAUGAGCUGCCGUCACCAAAAGGACUUCUUCCCGUUCCAGCUGACCUCCGAGUGCCUCUCGAUCCCGCACACGACCACAGUGGUACCGGUGCCAGCUUUUAGCGGCUAUCACCCGUUCAAGAUUGACUAUUUGUUGUCUUAAUGGUGUGAGGGUUUGGGCUGGGGAAUGUUGGCACUUUCUGUACUCAUGGCUCAUGUCAGAUACUAUUCGCAAAAUACAUUUCAUCAGCCUGUAUGUCGUCACAUAAUAAAUCGCUUCGGACACUUACUGGUACAUUGUGGAGAAAGUCUGAGUGGGGAGAUCACACAAAGUCAACCACUAAACUAUUGAAUUUUCUUAUUCGUCUUGUCCUACUGAACGAUUGCGUUUGUUCAUGUGUGUAUUUAUGAUGUUUUCGUCAUUUGUUUGUUAUUUGUGUUUGUUCUGAAUUGUGAUUUGUUGAACCAUUCGCCUCAAACUAUAUGACCUGUAUUCAUUUCAGAUUGACUCAACCUGAAGGUGAGGCUGUUGCAUAGUCGCAAACUGGAAUUAGAUUGUAGAAUUGAUUUUCCUGACAAAAAUGCAAGGGGCAUUUUAUACUGAAUAAUAAAAUAUAUU
Molecule: messenger RNA, 1449 nt
Organism: Xyrauchen texanus (razorback sucker)
Lineage: Eukaryota; Metazoa; Chordata; Actinopteri; Cypriniformes; Catostomidae
Gene: foxq1a
Product: forkhead box Q1a
Exons: 1
Coding region: 106-993 (295 amino acids)
Biological process (GO): regulation of transcription by RNA polymerase II; cell differentiation; anatomical structure morphogenesis
Molecular function (GO): RNA polymerase II cis-regulatory region sequence-specific DNA binding; DNA-binding transcription factor activity, RNA polymerase II-specific
Source: RefSeq, a predicted model, not a curated record